Molecule: messenger RNA, 3209 nt
Organism: Lolium perenne
Lineage: Eukaryota; Viridiplantae; Streptophyta; Magnoliopsida; Poales; Poaceae
Biological process (GO): protein phosphorylation
Molecular function (GO): protein kinase activity; ATP binding
Source: RefSeq, a predicted model, not a curated record
AGUUCGUUGGCCACGUGGACGAUGAGCCGAUGACGUGUGCGGUGCGUGACCACUGAAUCUCCUCUCGCACACUUUUGCCGCCGCACAAGCCCACCACCGUCACUCCCCCACCCGCGCCGCGCUCUUCCACCGGACUUCCGGCGGCCGAUGCGAUGCCGGCACUGUUGCGGCCCGCCGUGCUGCCCGUGUGCGCCGUGACUAGCGGCGGCGGCGGGGGCAACGACAAGUGGGCGCCGCGGCAGCAGCGGUCGUGGUGGGGGAGGAGCAAGCAGAGCCUGCCGCACCAGCCGGGCGGGAGAGGAGGCGGCGGGGCCCUGGACCAGGUGCUCGGCGUGCUCCGCCGCGACGGCGAGUUCCUCCAGGCCGCCGCCGCCGGCGGCCAGCUCCGCGACGCCCUCUGGCUCCGCUUCCUCGAGAAGAAGAAGAAGCAGCAGCAGCAUCAGAGGGGGAAGCAGCCGAAACCUAAGCCCGUGAACGAGGAGGAGGCGGCGCCGCCGCCGCCUCGACCCGCGGCGUUCCCAGCCUACCCGCCAGGUUUGUCUUGCGUGGAGCUGGUGAUGGCCGAUCUACAAGCCCUCAAGGUGUACGCUGAUUCGUCGAAGCAGGAGUUCCUUCUGCGAUUCCUCGGAAGCAAGCAGCAGCAGCAGCAGCCUCAAUCCGAACGACAAUCCGCUAAACCCAAACCCGUUUUCAAGAAACAACUUAAACCCAAACCCAAACCCAAACCCAAACCCGAUGAACAGCAGAAACAGCAGCAGGCGCUUCAGGCCCCGGCGUUCCCUCCCCAUUCCUACCCACCAGGGAUGUCUUGUAUGGAGCUGAUGAUGGCCGAUCUUGAUGCCCUUAAGUUGUACGUCAACUACUUCUUGGCCAUUCUCACCACUCCUCUGCCCCAGCAUUAUGACCCCGAUCUCCUCGCUCAGUACUUUGUCUCGCGGCCUCAUAUCCUUGUAUUUCGCAUGGUUGAAAUACUGUUUGCAUUCCUUGUGGGUGCGGUAAAGGUGCAAAUGUUCAAAAGAGCCAACCUCGCCACAGAUGCUACCCACAGCAGUAGUGUCAGCAACAAGGGUUUCAAUGCUUCACAAUACAUGGUUGGACAGCUUCUCAAGGAUACUUUUAUUGACCUUGGGCCUACUUUUGUGAAAGUUGGACAAUCCCUCUCAACAAGACCUGACAUUAUAGGCUCGGAGAUUUCUGAGGCACUUGCUGAGUUGCACGAAAGAGUUCCUUCUUUCCCAAGGGAGGAUGCAAUGGAGAUCAUUGAGGGAGAAUUUGAGCGCCCUGUUUCGCAAGUUUUCAGUUACAUUUCGGAUGAACCUGUUGCUGCAGCUUCCUUUGGACAAGUUUACCAGGGACGCACGAUUGAUGGUGCUCUCGUGGCCAUAAAGGUCCAGCGGCCUAACCUUCUUCCUUCUGUAUUGAGGGACAUCUACAUUCUACGGCUUGGGCUUUCUCUUGUGAGAAAAGUUGCAAAGCGAAGAAGUAACAUUUCCCUGUAUGCUGAUGAGUUGGGUAGAGGUUUUGUUGACGAGCUGGACUACAAUAUUGAAGCUGCUAAUGCUACUAAGUUCCUGGAAACUCACUCCAGAUAUUCAUUUAUAGUGGUUCCAAAGAUUCUCAAACAACUUACUAGGAAGAGGGUUUUGACUAUGGAGUGGGUGGCUGGUGAAAAUCCUAGGGAAUUGCUUUCUUUGUCUAAAGGAAUUUCUGGUAACACUACUGCAUUGUCAGAGAAGCAGAAGUUGGAAGCGAAAGGCCGCCUUCUUGACCUGGUCAAUAAAGGUGUUGAGGCAUCACUAGUGCAGCUCCUUGAUACAGGCUUGAUGCAUGCUGAUCCUCAUCCUGGGAAUUUGCGUUAUACACCUGAUGGUCGUGUUGGGUUUCUUGAUUUUGGUUUGCUUUGCGAGAUGGAGAGGAAACAUAAGCAUGCUAUGCUUUCGAGCAUUGUGCACAUAGUAAAUGGAGAUUGGGCUUCUCUUGUUUACGAUUUGACUGAAAUGGAUGUUGUUCCACCAAGAACUAAUCUACGCCGAGUGACAAUGGACUUAGAGGAUGCACUGGGUGAGGUAACCUUUCAAGAUGGAAUUCCAGACAUCAAGUUUAGUAGGGUGCUUGGAAGAAUUUGGUCUAUAGCACUUAAAUAUCACUUCCGUAUGCCACCAUAUUACACACUUGUCCUGCGGUCACUUGCCUCUUUGGAAGGACUGGCCAUGGCGGGAGAUGGAACUUUUAAAACAUUUCAGGCAGCAUACCCAUAUGUUGUUAGGAAGCUUUUGUCUGAUAAUUCACUUGAGACAAGGAAGGUCUUGUAUCAGGUGAUUUUCAACAGGAGGAAGGAGUUCCAGUGGCACAAGAUAGCGGUGUUUCUAAAGCUAGCAUCGAUGAGGGGCAACUUCAGGCAAAAUACUGGGGUUUUGCCUGAGAGGAAGGGUGUGGAUGUCUCGAACCUUGCAGAGAUCAGUGAUGCGUCUUCCCUUGACGGUGCUACACCAGAAAAGGCGCUGCAUACUGCACACCUUUGUCUGAAGCUUCUGUUAUCAAGAGAUAGCAUCGUGAUAAGGAGACUAAUAAUGACAGCGAACACGAAGUCUCUUGCCCAGGACCUGAUCUCCAAAGAAGCGACGAUCUUCCGGGUCCUCCUCAGUCGGGUUCUUGCCGACGUCGUCUGCCAGUGGAUGGUCAAGGUGACUGGGCUGAAACGAGCCAGGAGGUCGACCUCAACCGCGGUGUCGUCGUUGCAGGAGGCCGUGGGAGACCGAAGGCUCAAGGUUAUAUUCUCAAAGUUUCUCAGGGAGCUAAGGCAGGAGCCUGCCUUGAUGGUCAGGGUGGGCUGGAGCAUGCUUGUUGUCUCGGCCGUAUCCACCGCCAUUGGCGCGCACCGGUUCGUUGUCCUCUUGUCGGAAGAAUACUUGCCGAUGCUGUGGACGUCUACGCCUCUGCCGCCACGGCUAGUCCGGAUUUAGAGUUUGUAAGAGAGGAUGUGAGCAGCCACUAGGCUGGGUAAAAUAUACUUGUGUCACGUGCACGCCUGUGUAUUAAGUGAAGAAGUGUACAUAGAUGUUCAACCAUCUUUGUGUAGCCAGUUUCUCUAUGAAUGUUUAGGUGAAACAGUAGGUGAGUGACAUUUUCUCCAACAUUUUUACGUAGAAAAGGGGAGGAAACACCCAGGCCUCUGCAUCGGCCCUACUUAUAACUACUUUUCCCAUUUA